Molecule: messenger RNA, 1594 nt
Organism: Phragmites australis (common reed)
Lineage: Eukaryota; Viridiplantae; Streptophyta; Magnoliopsida; Poales; Poaceae
Product: hydroxycinnamoyltransferase 4-like
Exons: 1
Coding region: 7-1356 (449 amino acids)
Molecular function (GO): acyltransferase activity, transferring groups other than amino-acyl groups
Source: RefSeq, a predicted model, not a curated record
GACGAAAUGCUCGCAAGAAACCAACACCAGCUGCUCAGCACCACAAGUGUGCUAGCUUGUGAGGAGGCAAUGGCGACGGUUGAGGUCUUGACGUCGGAGGUGGUCGUCCCGGCCGAGGAGACGCCGGCGGGAGGCAUCUGGCUGUCCAACCUGGACCUCGCCGCGCGCCGCGGGUACACGCCCACGGUCUACUUCUACCGGCCCAACGGUGAGCCGGGCUUCUUCGCGGCCGACGCCGUCAAGGACAGCCUCGCCAGGGCGCUGGUCGUGUUCUACCCGCUCGCCGGCCGCCUCGGGCUAGACGGCGACGGGCGCGUCCAGGUCGACUGCACCGGCGAGGGUGUGGUCUUCGUGACCGCGCGGUCGGACUACGUGCUCGACGACCUGAUGAGCGAGUUCGUGCCGUGCCGCGAGAUGCGCGACCUGUUCGUGCCCUCGACGCCCGAACCGAACCCGCCGUGCGCGCUGCUGUUCCUGCAGGUCACGUACCUACGGUGCGGCGGCGUCGUGCUCGGCCAGGCGAUGCACCACUCUGUCGUCGACGCGCGGGGAGCCUCGCAUUUCUUCGAGACGUGGGCGAGCAUUGCCCGUGGGGCCACCCUGAACGCGCCGGUGCCGCCGUGCUUCGACUACAAGCUGCUCGCCGCGCGCUCGACGAGCACUGUACUGUACGACCACACGGAGUACAAGCCCGAGCCCGGGCCGGUGGACGCCGUCGCCGCGUCCACGUACGCGAGCGCCAUCAUCACCAUGACCAAGGGCCAGGUGAGCGCGCUGAAGGCACGGUGCGUGGGGGCGUCCACGUUCCGCGCCGUAGUCGCGCUCGUGUGGCAGUGCGCGUGCCGCGCGCGGGCGCUACCUCCCGAGGCGGAGACGCGGCUCUACUCCAUGAUCGACAUGCGCGCGCGCCUUGACCCGCCGCUCCCGCCGGGCUACUUCGGCAACGCGGUGAUCCGCACGUCGGUCUCCGCCACGGCCGGGGAGAUUAUGUUCAACUCAGUCGGCUACGCCGCGCGCCGGGCGCUCGCAGUGACGAGCCAGGGCGAGGACUACGCGCGGUCCCUGGUGGACUACCUGGAGGGAGUUGACGCCAUGAACCUGCCGAGGAGUGGCAUAUCGCGGGCGCAUCUCCGCGCCAUCAGCUGGAUGGGCAUGCCGCUGUACAAGGCCGACUUCGGGUGGGGCACGCCGGCGUUCAUGGGGCCGGCGCUCAUGUAUUACAGCGGCUUCGUCUACGUGAUGAACGUGCCGGAGAAGGACGGCGCCCUCGCGCUCGUGCUGUCGCUGGAGCCGGAGAGCAUGCCGGAUUUCAGGAAGGUGUUCGGCGAGGAGCUCGCGCGCCUGGAGGUGGUGUAGUCCAUUGCUCCAGCGCUACGGCCUACGUACACAGUUGCAAGACAGCAUGAGUGCAACGUGGCUAUAGAUGUGCGUGUGGAAUGUGGAUUGUGGUUGGCUCAUGGCAGGUCUCCAAGCAAAAUCGAAAAAUAAAUAAUAUAUGCUAUCGUAUUUAUUAAAAUAAAUAAUAUAUUGACAUAUUUGUAAAUUAAGUAUCUAUAUUCGGCACUUCAAACACUGAAAAAUCGAUUUCGAUAUC